Ricinus communis (castor bean) is the source of this 1197-nucleotide messenger RNA. Its product is annotated as probable adenylate kinase 7, mitochondrial. Gene Ontology annotation, cellular component: cytoplasm; mitochondrion. The coding region runs from base 109 to 933 and encodes 274 amino acids. The transcript is spliced from 4 exons. Gene Ontology annotation, molecular function: AMP kinase activity; ATP binding. Lineage: Eukaryota; Viridiplantae; Streptophyta; Magnoliopsida; Malpighiales; Euphorbiaceae. The record is from RefSeq and is a predicted model, not a curated record. Gene Ontology annotation, biological process: nucleobase-containing compound metabolic process.
GUAAAUAUAAAAUCUAACCAGUGUCAUUUUCUGAUCACGCUUCUUAAAACCUCUCCACUAGAAACCCUCUGUUUUUUUGAGCUAGCAAUUUCUUGAUUCGCCGUCACCAUGGCAGGGCUGAGGCGACUAGGAUUAGUCGCCGCCGCAACACCGCCGCCAUAUCUUAGCAGCCUCCGGCGAAUCUUAACCAGCCGUGCCUACGGAUCGGCGGCAGCGAUCCAAUAUGAUUACGAAGAUUACUAUUCAGAAGCAGAAGAUGGCUAUGAUCAUCAAGACCGCCAUUCACGGCAUCCGGAGCCGUGUUUGGACUCGGCCGCUAAUUGGGGAAGAGGAGUGCAGUGGGUGUUAAUAGGAGACCCAGGAGUUAAAAAACAUGUUUAUGCAGAAGAACUAUCGAAGCUUCUAGAAGUUCCUCAUAUUUCUAUGGGCACGCUUCUUCGACAAGAGCUAAACCCUAGAUCUUCUCUUUAUAAACAGAUUGCAAAUGCUGUGAAUGAAGGAAAGUUAGUACCAGAGGAAGUGAUUUUUGGGUUGUUGUCCAAAAGGUUUGAAGAAGGUUAUUGUAGAGGUGAAAAAGGCUUCAUCUUGGAUGGUAUUCCUCGAACAAGGAUUCAAGCUGAAAUUCUUGAUCAAAUUGCUGAUAUUGAUCUAAUUGUAAAUUUUAAAUGUACUGAAGAGAACUUGGUGAAGAAGGAUCUUAUUACUGUUAAAAACUCUACAUCUUCUGUUACUGGUGCUGGAACCGCCUGGAAGGAGAAGUUCCGCAUAUAUGCAGAACAGGGUAAGGCAGUGGAAGAUUACUACAGGAAACAAAAAAAACUCAUCGACUUUCAAAUGGCAGCUGCACCUGGAGAAACCUGGCAAGGGUUGUUAGCUGCAUUGCACCUCAAACAUUUGGGUGCUAUUAGUUCUUCUCAGAAACUGGCUGUUUAACUUGGUUUACCAUUUGGACUGGUGACUGUCUUAGUAUAUUCAUGUUGAGGCAUUUUAGUAAAUAUGUAUAACAUGAGCAUAUGCAUGAGUUAUGGCGAUUGCUCUAGUCAAUUUUGAGAGUUUUAGGAUUUCACAUAGUGCAAUUUUGAGGCUAUAUGUCUGUGACGUAAUUUUGGCGAGAGAUAAAAAGCAAAGAAGACUGGCAUGGCAUGUAAGACUGUUAUGUAUGUUUCCAUCAAUAAGUGGCAUUCUCCGUUUUUGUUA